Orycteropus afer afer is the source of this 1134-nucleotide messenger RNA. RefSeq names its product zinc finger protein 32 (gene ZNF32). Gene Ontology annotation, molecular function: RNA polymerase II cis-regulatory region sequence-specific DNA binding; DNA-binding transcription factor activity, RNA polymerase II-specific. NCBI's taxonomy places the organism in Eukaryota, Metazoa, Chordata, Mammalia, Tubulidentata, Orycteropodidae. Gene Ontology annotation, cellular component: nucleus. Gene Ontology annotation, biological process: regulation of transcription by RNA polymerase II. The record is from RefSeq and is a predicted model, not a curated record.
GCGCCGGCGCGACUGGGGGCUGGGUGCCGGCCUUUGUCUAUCUUCGGGCGCGCGCCGCUGGGGUGAUCAGGAACAGCCCAUGGAAAAGUUAUAUGAAGAGGUGGUGAUUAAGGUCAUACAGCAGGAGUGGACAUGUUUGGAUUUCCAACUGCUACCCUGCUGGACUGUCAUGGAAGAUAUGCCCAGAAUGUAGCAUUUUUCAAUGUGAUGACAGAAGCCCACCACAAAUAUGAUCAUUCUGAGGCCACAGGAUCCUCAAGCUGGGAUUUCCAGAAUUCUUUCAGAAGAGAGAAGCUGGAACAGAAAUCCCCAGAUUCUAAGACACUACCUGAAGAUUCAUCUGGAGUGAGACAGAAGGUUUAUGAUUGCCAAGAAUGUGGAAAAUCCUUUAGGCAAAAAGGUAGUCUAACGUUACAUGAAAGAAUCCACACUGGUCAAAAGCCCUUUGAGUGUACCCAUUGUGGAAAAAGCUUCAGGGCCAAAGGAAAUCUUGUUACACAUCAGCGAAUACACACAGGAGAGAAGCCCUACGAGUGCAAGGAGUGUGGGAAAAGCUUUAGUCAACGAGGCAGUCUGGCUGUUCAUGAGAGACUCCACACUGGACAAAAACCCUAUGAGUGUAUUAUAUGUCAAAGAAGCUUCAGAAAUCAAAGUAACCUUGCUGUUCAUAGAAGAGUUCACAGUGGUGAGAAGCCCUACAGAUGUGAUCAGUGUGGAAAAGCCUUCAGUCAGAAAGGAAGUUUAAUUGUUCAUAUCCGAGUCCACACAGGCCUGAAACCCUAUGCCUGUUCACAGUGCAGGAAGAGUUUCCACACUAGAGGGAAUUGUAUUCUGCAUGGCAAAAUCCACACAGGAGAGACACCCUAUCUGUGUGGCCAAUGUGGAAAAAGCUUCACUCAGAGAGGGAGUCUGGCCAUGCACCAGCGAAGCUGCUCACGAAGGCUCACUCUUUGACCACUCUCUUCAAAAGGAAGUUCUCUUUAUGAAUUAAGUGUACAGAAUCCUCUAAGAUCAACCUAUCCAAUUCUAUGGAAUGAAUGGAGAAUCUUUCAGAAAACCUACCAUUGAUAGGGCAAACUGACUUUUCCCUUUACUCCCAAGUCUGGAAAAUAAAUGUCUUGUUUAUUAUCAUUA